AUAUUAUUUUCGAAUAUGUUAAAACUCUGUUAACUGUUUGUUUUAACUAUUCUUUUUUCAUGAGUGAUAAUGAAAUGGUAACCCCGCCUGCGCUAACGGUAUACGCUGGCGGAGCACCAGUGAAGGAUGAUAUGUAGGUGAGGAUGAAGCAGGUGGAGAUCCUACUACAUAAGCCCUAAUUCCCAAGAUCAACUCCGAGCAAUAGGCGCAAUACUACAAGACUUCGAAGCAGAUGUCCUAAGCCGUCCAAUCUUAAAGCGGGAAGGCCUUGUACUCAUCAAACCUGAACAGCAGGAUGGUUUCACGAAGAUGUUAGAAGAAAAAGGAAUCGAGUACAGGAUCCAUUCGGCCGAUGUGAAAACAGCUCUUGAUAAGGACGAUAUACUUAUCCAAGCAAAAAAGAAAGAAAAUCUGGCAAGAGGCAAGAAAGAAUUACCCUAUGAUAAUUAUCAAGAGUUAGAAAUUAUUAACACAUAUCUCGUUGACAUUGCUAAUCGUUAUCCGGAUAAAGUCACUCUAGUAUCCCCCGCCAAUUCCUUUGAGGGACACCCUAUUCAAUACUUGAAGAUAUCUACCACCAACUUCAACGAUACCAGUAAACCAGUUAUAUUUAUCGACGGUGGUAUCCACGCCAGAGAAUGGAUUGCACCACCCACCGUCACUUGGGCUAUUCACAAGCUUGUAGAAAACGUAACAGAACCAGAACUCUUGGAUGAUUUUGAUUGGAUCCUUUUACCGGUCGUUAAUCCUGAUGGAUAUAAAUACACAUUUACUAACGCCCGUUUCUGGCGAAAGACACGUUCAAUUAACCAAGAUCCUUCAAGCAUUACCUGCCCUGGAGUAGACGGCAACCGCAACUACGACUUCCUUUGGAACACAGUUGGAACUGACAAUAGUCCUUGUGCCGAUACAUAUGCUGGUAGUGAACCAUUCUCAGAAGUAGAGACAAGAGUUGUCAGAGAUAUUCUUCAUGAACAUCUUAACAGAAUAACUUUGUACAUCACCAUGCAUAGUUAUGGAAGUAUGAUCCUUUACCCAUGGGGAAACAAUGGCACCUUGUCCAAUAACUCCGUAGACCUCCAUAGAGUUGGCUCAGCAAUGGCUGAUGCAAUUCAUGCUAAAUCUCUAUCUGAAUUCCCGGAAUACGUUGUUGGUAAUUCUUUCCUUGUUAUCGGAUAUGCAACGGCUGGGGCUUCUGAAGACUAUGCGCAUUCUAUCGGCGUCCCUUUAACCUACACCAUUGAGUUACCUGGUCUCGGUAUGAGUUUUGAAGGGUUUAAUUUAGAUCCAAGUUACAUAGAACAGGUAUGUUCUGAAACUUGGGAAGGGUUUGUUGCAGGUGCAAAAUUAGCUGGUGAAUUAUACGUAAAAUAAAUGUAAAACGGAAUCAAAAUGUAUUUGUUUUACUUUAUCUAUAUCUCAAUGUCAUUAUCAAUUCAGACGCGACAACUUGAACACUGCUGCUGAAGUUAGGCUUCUCGAAUAGAAUGUUAUAAGUAAUGCUUCUGAGUCGCCUGUAUAUUUGAGACCAGCACUUUAUCAAGUGAAAGGUUGUUGCAGACUGCAUCUGUAUAUAGAGCAAAUGUGUAUGUGUACCCAAGAACUUUACUUCCAUAUCACAUAUCAUUGAGCUAUAUUAUCAACAUUUUGCCAUUUCAGUUUACUUAUUCUAAUUUCUACAUUGAUUUUAGACCUUGAAUUUACUGUGAAAUAUUCUUUGGCAAAAGUGAAGGCAUGAGAAAAUUAUGUCUAAAAUAGUAAAAAAAAAGUUAGUAACUGAUGUAGGAAUCGAGUUAACUGUCCUGUCUCCGAGGGUCCAUGAAAAAAUAUGUCUGGACACGAAUUAAUGGUUCCACGAACACGGACACGGAAUACUAAUGCAAGGGUUCCUUGAGAAUGUGGUCAUGUUUAAUACUUCAUUUAUUUUUUUCUGUCUCUGAUCUAUAUGUAUAGUUACGAGUACAUACGUUCUCAUUUGCUAGGCAUACUAUUAUCCUGAAAUCCCUAAUCCCUGAUGGGGUUACAGGAAUUCAUAAUAAUAUGAAUUCCUCUAACAGGACCAUUUCACUGAAUUACAAACUUGUUUAGAAUACAAAUGAGUUUUGAAU
This is a messenger RNA of Galleria mellonella (greater wax moth), 2108 nucleotides long. RefSeq names its product carboxypeptidase B-like. The coding region runs from base 310 to 1374 and encodes 354 amino acids. Gene Ontology annotation, biological process: proteolysis. The record is from RefSeq and is a predicted model, not a curated record. The transcript is spliced from 5 exons. Gene Ontology annotation, molecular function: metallocarboxypeptidase activity; zinc ion binding. Lineage: Eukaryota; Metazoa; Arthropoda; Insecta; Lepidoptera; Pyralidae.